Messenger RNA from Suillus plorans, 1560 nucleotides. Its product is annotated as glycoside hydrolase family 5 protein. The coding region runs from base 343 to 1422 and encodes 359 amino acids. Gene Ontology annotation, biological process: glucan catabolic process. Gene Ontology annotation, molecular function: hydrolase activity, hydrolyzing O-glycosyl compounds. The transcript is spliced from 11 exons. The record is from RefSeq and is a predicted model, not a curated record. NCBI's taxonomy places the organism in Eukaryota, Fungi, Basidiomycota, Agaricomycetes, Boletales, Suillaceae.
AUCGCAAGCAUUAUAUUCACGUGAUUAUAUUGAUGUGCUCGUCUUUCAUCGCAGUAGUCUUAGGGACCGCUGGCAAAUAUCUGUUCUCUCUCUUAAGCCAUGACUGCCGUCGUCAUUAUUUAGGGAUGAGUCUUCUCAUUACCAUGGGGUCAGUAUAUUUUCAUGAUUUAGAGAUGUUUCUUGUCAUCACCAUAGGCGAACUCCGAUCACGACUGAAAACACAUGCGUGCCUGUUCCUGGCAAAGCUUUCUACACACCAUAAUUAACCUUUCAACUCAUGCAUAAAAGACAGCCAUAUUAUCGGAUGAGCACUCAGUGGAUCCCCUGUUCUUUUCGCGUGAAAUGGCCAUCAAGUUUCUGUAUUCCUUUAUCGCUGCUGCUGUCAGCACCACAGCAGUCCUCGUCAACGCCAAGGCAUCUGCGCCGCUCCGGUUCGCAGGUGUGAAUAUUGCAGGCUUUGACUUCGGUUGUGGUACAGAUGGCACUUGCGUUGCUUCAGGCGCUGUUCCCCCUAUUCACAAACUAUCCGGUAUUGAUGGCUUGGGCCAAAUGCAACAUUUUGUCAAGGACGGCUACAAUGUGUUCCGUCUCCCUGUUGGUUGGCAGUAUCUCACUAAUGACAAGAUGACUGGCGUAUUGGAUGCGACUCAGUUUGCCAAAUAUAACACCCUGGUGUCCGACUGUCUGAGCACUGGUGCUUACUGUGAGAUUGAUAUCCACAAUUACGCCAGGUACAAUGGGCAGAUCAUCGGCCAAGGCGGUCCAAGCAACAAAAUCUUCGCUCAGCUCUGGUCCAACAUUGCCUCACACUGGAAAAACGAGACGAAAGUCAUCUUUGGGGUCAUGAACGAACCUCAUGAUAUCCCGAAUAUUACCGCUUGGGCGGCGUCCGUCCAGAGUGCAGUGACAGCCAUCCGGCAAGCUGGCGCUAAAACUCAGAUGAUUCUCCUCCCAGGGACAGACUAUACUUCUGCGAAGACUUUCGUAUCCAGUGGUUCUGCUGAUGCCCUUGCCAAGGUGAAGAACCCCGACGGCACAUUCACCAACCUCAUCAUGGACGUCCACAGGUACCUCGACUACGACGGCUCUGGCACCAACGCUGAGUGCGUGACCAACGGCAUUGAUGACUCAUGGACCCCUCUGGCCACCUGGCUCCGUGCACACGGUCGGAAGGCCUUCAAUACGGAGACUGGCGGUGGGAACGUAGAAUCUUGUGUGAAAUAUGUAUCGCAGGAGAUCAGCUACCAGGCUUCUCAAUCUGAUGUUAUCCUCGGCUACAUUGGGUGGGCGGCUGGCUCGUUCGCCACGAACUAUGUGCUUUCUCAGGUGCCUUCCUACAGCGGCACCGGCUGGAAUGACACGCUCUUGGUCUCGAGGGCCAUGUCACCCAAAAUUAAUAAGCUCAUUGCAACCGUAGCAUAAAAUUGGUGUAGAGUAUUUUACGGCCUAGACAUUUUCUGUAAUGGUGACCGGAUUUAAGGAACGUCUGAGACGUCAUCCUGUUUAAUAUUCCCCAUGUUAGUGUGAUGUGAUUGAUUAAUGAUUAAUUAAUAGUUCUGC